CUCUCGGCCGGGGCGAGGCGGGGCGGACGGCGGCCCUCAGGGUCACCGCGGCCAGUCGGCCGGCAGACGGGCCAUGUUCCAGUCCAGUCGGCGGUGGUGACGGCGGCCGGAGGAGCGGGGCAGCGGCUGGUGACUGCGAUAACUGAGCCUGUCACCAGCAGGGCAGUUACCGGCACCAGCAGAACGGCCAUCUGCACCAGAAUUACGGGCAGCACCGCCGAUCGUCGCCGCACGCCGCUGAAUACCAUCGGUGUAGACGGAGCUGCCGCUAUGACCGGGUGGCGGACGCUGUCGCCGCUGCUCCUGCCGCUGCUGCUGUCACUCUCCGUCUCCGUCCGAGCCGGCUCGGUGAUCGCUCCUCCCUGGGUGGACGCCGCCCUGAACCCCUGCUCCUCAGAGAGCUGGCAGCUGGUCCAGUGGCCGGCCGACGGCCGCUGCUACCCCAUCUUCCAGCGGGGGCCGUGUCCGCCCAGCCAGGAGCUGAUCUGGGACUCGGCCGGCCGCCGGGCCGUCUGUGCCUGCCCCACUGGACACCUGGAGCACGCGGCCACGGCGCGCUGCUACCGGCGCCACUCGCGCGGCCCCUGUCCGCGGCGGCACUUCUUCACGGACGGCGCCGGCCGCGCCACGUGCCGGCCGUUCGGCGAGUGCGCGCCCGGCCACAUCUUCUGGCCGGCGGACGGGCAGUGUCACGAGCGGCUGACACGCGGCCCUUGCGCGCGCGGCGAGCUGCUGGCGCUCAAUCCGCUGACGCUGGAGCCAGAGUGCGGCUGCAGCCGGAGCGGGCAGAUGGCGCGCAGCUACUGGCCGCACACGGACUCGUGCUACCAGGAGUACACCCGCGGCCCCUGUCCGCACGGCCUGCUGUUUGUCUUCAACGCCAGCCGGCAGGCGGUCGAGUGCAGCUGCCGGCCGCAGAUGCGCGAGCACUACCACUCAGACACCGGACAGUGCUUCCCGCAGCAGGCGCGCGGCCCGUGUCCGCACGGGAACCUGUUCGUGUUCAACAACGCCACGGGCCGGACCGAGUGCCGCUGCGAGCCGGGCGGUCUGCGGCUGCCGGCCACGGGAGCCUGCUACCGCGGCUACACUCAGGGCGCGUGCGCCGGCGGCCAGUUUGUCGUGCCGGCGGCCGACGAGCCGCGGCACGGCGUCUGCGCCGACAACCCGUGCCGGCGCGGCGAGCUGUUCUUCCCGACGGAUGGCCGGUGUCACCGGGUGGGCGAGCGCGGCCCGUGCCCGGUUGGCCAGCUGGUCCACUACGAGCCGUACCGGGGCGUCAGCCACCGCGGCGCCUGCGGCUGCUCGGCGCGGCUGCGGCUCAACUAUUGGCCCGAGGACGGCCGGUGCUACCAGCAGCUGACGCGCGGCCCCUGCCCGCCGCAGCACGCCUUCGUCUUCAACGCCGCCAGCGGACGGACCGAGUGUCGGUGUGAACGGCGCCGAGGGCGUGCCGUGGGGGCGGGGGUGUGCGGCGCGCCGCCGGCCCUGCAGGACACGGCCGCGCCGCCGCCGACCGAGCGACCCUGUCCCGGCGGCCGGGAGCCGGCGGCGACGGCCGACGGAGGCCGGGAGUGCCGCUGUCCGCCGGGCACAGUGGCCGACCGGAGCCGGGGCCGCUGCCGGCCCGCGCCGCGGCCCCUGCAGAUGGUCAGGAUCACUCGGUGACACGGACCCGCCUUGGUGACUCCCCGGCCCGGGCGGCACGGUAUAUUCUGCCUAACCUGCAAUGCUCAACAGGUCCGCCGCAAUCCAGGGAAGCUUUGUUUAUGCCGCCAGGGCAGAAAGGGCGAAAACCGUUUGAGACCACCAGCUCUCGGGAGUUGGAACUGAUCUCCACACAUUCCUGCGGCGUCGCAUUUCUCAGCGUGCCAAUGUGUGAUUGGUUUAUGGCCAGAACGUAUCGACAGAGAAGAGUUGCCGGCAUUAUGUAGGCUUUAUAGAGCACGCAUUGUGUGCCUGCGUUUCGCCCUCCCAUGGUAUCACUGUGGAGUCUUGUGGAUGAAGGAAGGGCCGCUUCCGUGAGGCAGCGUCUCUACGUAAUUCAUCAGUGAUGAACUAUGCAAAUACAGACCGGGUACAGAU
Messenger RNA from Amphibalanus amphitrite, 2085 nucleotides. RefSeq names its product platelet endothelial aggregation receptor 1-like. The record is from RefSeq and is a predicted model, not a curated record. The transcript has 2 exons. NCBI's taxonomy places the organism in Eukaryota, Metazoa, Arthropoda, Thecostraca, Balanomorpha, Balanidae. The coding region runs from base 271 to 1668 and encodes 465 amino acids.